This is a messenger RNA of Chelonia mydas (Green sea turtle), 310 nucleotides long. RefSeq names its product PIGB opposite strand 1 (gene PIGBOS1). Lineage: Eukaryota; Metazoa; Chordata; Testudines; Cheloniidae. The coding region runs from base 1 to 162 and encodes 53 amino acids. The transcript has a single exon. The record is from RefSeq and is a predicted model, not a curated record.
AUGUAUGGUAAAGUGCCAUUACCUCAUAUCUUUCUGGGGGCUCUCCUUGGAGUUGCAGGAGGAGUCUACAUCUAUAAACCAAUAUUUGAACAAUAUCACAGAAAACAGAAUAAAUUAAAAGAAACGCUGCAAGCACCAGAACUAGAAGAGAAGAAAGAAUAGCAGGGAUUACAUGGAGCUGCUUGGUGAUAUUGGCUUAGACACCGUAAACUUCUGUUCUGAGAUAAAAACAAAAUAACCUAUUUUAUUCUUCAAAAUGAAACUGGUUUGUCUUGGUGAAGAAUAAAUAUGCUUUUUUAAUUAAUGUAAA